This is a messenger RNA of Eruca vesicaria subsp. sativa (arugula), 1696 nucleotides long. The record is from the annotation of a GenBank genome assembly. NCBI's taxonomy places the organism in Eukaryota, Viridiplantae, Streptophyta, Magnoliopsida, Brassicales, Brassicaceae.
CUAAUAAAAACAUGGUCUCAAGAGUUUUGAGAUAGCAUCUAUCACACUCAAGAGUUUACCGACUUCUGUGUUUACAAAAAUACCCCUCUGUUACUACUAUUGCCUCUAUAUAUAUUUCAGUUACAUUACAUUUGAUGCAUUAUUUCCAAAAGACUUAACUAAAAGAAGAAUUAAAAUGGGUUCACUAGGAGAAGAGCCACCACAAGUAGCAGAAGACUGCAUGGGUUUGCUUCAACUCCUAAGCAACGGCACCGUUUUGAGAUCCAAAAGCAUUGACCUAAUCACUCAACAAAUCCCACUCGCUAACCAUGAAACCGUUCUCUUCAAAGACUCAGUCUUCCACAAACCAAACAACCUUCACCUCCGUCUCUACAAACCUUCUCUCGUCUCUAACCGUGCCAUACCCGUCGUGGUCUUCUUCCACGGCGGUGGCUUUUGCUUUGGUUCACGUUCUUGGCCUCACUUUCACAACUUAUGUCUCACUCUUGCAUCCUCCCUCCACGCUCUUGUGGUGGCCCCUGACUACCGUUUAGCACCUGAACACCGUCUCCCGGCUGCCUUUGAAGAUGCUGAGGCCGCGGUUAUGUGGCUCCGGGACCAGGCUGUUUCCGGUGACUGGAACCACUGGUUCGAAGGUGGACCAAGCGUUGACUUAGACAGAGUUUAUGUUCUUGGCGAUUCCUCGGGUGGGAACAUAGCUCAUCACCUUGCUUUUCGGUUCGGUUCAGGUUCGGUCCAGUUGAGUCCGGUUCGGGUUUGCGGUUACGUUCUUUUGGGACCGUUUUUUGGCGGGGAGGAGAGAACCAAGUCAGAGGAUGGACCGUCUGAGCAAAAGCUAACCUUGGAUUUGCUUGACAAGUUUUGGAGACUUUCACUACCAGAAGGUGCAACAAGGGAUCAUCCCAUGGCUAACCCUUUUGGGGCGACGAGUCCUGCACUCGAGUCAAUUAGCAUAGAGCCAAUGCUGGUUAUCGCUGGUGGCUCAGAACUUCUGAGAGAUAGGGCCAAAGAGUAUGCAUAUAAACUUAAGAAGAUGAAAGGGAAAAAGGUUGAUUACAUUGAAUUUGAAAAUGAGGAACAUGGUUUCUAUUGCAAGAGUCCAUCUUCCGAUGCUUCGGAACAGCUAUUUCGUAUCAUUGGAGACUUUAUGGACAGCUUCUCCAAUAUAUUUUAGCAUUUCUUGUUGUGGCUAAGUCACUAAAGAGUUUAUAUCAAUUAGGCUUCCACCUCAAUAAGUUUGCUUGGUGAAUCAUAUAUGAUAUAAAUACAUAGAACGCAUAACAAUGUUUCUAUAUAUGUUUUUGGUUUCGUUGUGUCCUUAUUCAUCGUAACUAGCUCCUCUAUAUAUAUAUUUUUUUAUCGUUAUGUUGUUUUCUACUUCUUUUAGCUCUUUUCCGAAAAAGGUAUACCCAAGUUUUUUUUUGGUAUACCCAAGUUUUUUUUUGGUAUACCCAAGUUUAUCUCAGUAUCCUUCUUCAUGUAUCCAUCUCGAAUGGUAUGUUCUAAAUAUGUUUUUUUUUAAUUCCUAUGUUGUUAAUUUUUUAACUCUUUCCCAAAAGAAGUACAUGUCAAGUUUACGUUAGUAUUUUGACAUAGUAAAAUCGGGCACAUUUAAAAUUAUUACUCAAAAACAUAUCAAGUAUUCCCCCAAUAUUUGAAUAUUGAGUGUUAUAGCAAUUGCAUAAAUAUCAAGAAU